Messenger RNA from Sclerotinia trifoliorum, 1869 nucleotides. NCBI's taxonomy places the organism in Eukaryota, Fungi, Ascomycota, Leotiomycetes, Helotiales, Sclerotiniaceae. The record is from the annotation of a GenBank genome assembly.
UAAAUCUAGAUAGCAGCUCCAGCAGCUUUCGGGGGAAACAAUAAAAUUCAACAAAAUGGCAGAUUUUAAAAGUUAUCUUGCAGCAAGUAUAUUGACAGAGGAUAAAUUAGUGAGUUAAUUCUUUGUGAGUUUACUUCACUUUAACUAAAAGUUUCUUAGGUAACUUAUCGACUGCUGAGUCGAGUGCUCAAGGUUCAUGUAAAUGCAGCAAAGGAGUAUGUCAUUUGAGAGCUUUAUAGUGCCUUCCGUUAACAAUCUGAUAGAAUGCUAUAUGAGUUUCAUCGAAUCCAAAACGCAAAGAAACCGGGAACAAUCCAUGCGAUUUAUCUGAUUGCUGGCGCAAAGAAAAAGCAAGCUCCCGUAGCGAUUGAAGUUGAGAAGGAUGGCGAAGAUUGUUACAUGCAGAGCAGUCCAUUUGUUGGUAGCUCAAUGCCACAGUCUGAUGGCAGUCCUAGUCAAGGCUCCAUAUUGAGUAUAACACUGACACGGGAGGAGGAUUUGGAAAGUUUGAACCCCGCCUUUGGAGGCCGUAUCCAGUAGCUAACACAUUGUAGCCAUACGAUCACAAUUCGAACACAUUUCUUCGAUACAUAUUUACAGUUUAGGACCUCACCCAUUAAAGGUACAUGUACAUUCUGCUUCUAUACUUUUUCAAGGUACUAACAUACCCUAGGAGCUCCAACUACUCUCAGACUCAACCCGGGAGAUUCAAACCCUAUUAAAAUCCGAAGAUCCCUUAGAAUCCUACCAUAAAUACGGAAUAAUAACCAAUCCCAAUGCCAAACGCCGUUCGCGAAAAGCACCGCCAAUUGCAGCUAAUGUACCAAUAGUUGUUCCAACCAGACCCGCGGCUACGAAUUCUAAGCUCAAUGAAGUUCAAGAACCUCCCAAAUCCUCCUCAUCAUCCUCCAAAAAGCCGGAACCCAAAUCACAACCUUCCAACGCCAAAGAUUUCUUUGGCAACAAGGGAAAAGAAAAGACCAAGAGCAAUACACAAGCAGAAUCUUCAAAAAAGGAACCUACAACCGCUCCUCCAAGCAAAGAAUCGACGCCAGCACCUCCCGUGAAUCUGAAGCGAGAAUCAAGUAGCAUUUUCAAGGCAUUUGCAAAAACUCAGCCGAAGAAGGCGAAAAUUGAGGGGACAGAUUCGAGUGCAAAAGAGGUGGAUACUCCUAUGAAAGAUGCGUCGGAUGACGAUGAUGAAGAUACAUGGAUGCCAGCUCCAGUCAGGAAAGAAACCAAAGCGAACGACCGAAAGUCCAGGAAAGAAACACAGGAAAGAUUAAGGAAAAUGAUGGAAGACGAUGACGAAGAAGAGGAGGAAGAAGAGGAGGAAAAAGAAGCCGCACCGUCUCCGGCCCCUGAAACACCAAUGGAGGAAUCAGGAGAAGAGAAAGCACCAGAGGAAGCCAAGGAGGAAGAACCUGCCGCAACAACUAGUAAUGGACGCAGGAGAGGCAGAAGAAGAGUUAUGAAGAAGAAAACCGUAAAAGAUGAAGAUGGUUAUUUAGGUACGCAUAUUAUUCAACUCUUCCCAUUAUCCUAUUUUAUAAUCUAUCUAGCACAACAGCUACUAAUCCCACUCUCAGUCACAAAACAAGAACAAGCCUGGGAGUCAUUUUCCGAAGAUGAGCCUCUUCCGGCAUCCAAAGCAAAAUCUUCGGUUCCAACUACUUCGAAAGCAAAGAAAGAUGCAUCCAAAAAAGGACAGGGAAAUAUUAUGUCGUUUUUUGGGAAGAAAUGAAGUCUCUUACGGAAGAGGUUGGAAGGAGAAAUAGCAUCGAGAUAUCUUGUUAGCGAGUUGAGUUACUUAUCUUCAAUCGAGAUGUAUUGGUAAAACACAACAUAUAAUAAAAUCAACGUUCACGU